UGCCCGUCGGGCGUUGGAAUUUCUGAACUUUUUCCGAAGUUGCGAUACCGGACCAACUUUGUCUCCUACCCCGAACGUUCCCCACCUUCCCUCCGUCCUCCCUCCACUACAUCGCCUUCGGGAUCGCUGAAGCGACCUGACGAAUUCCCCGGAGCGCCGGGCCCGACGGAACUAAUUUCAGGUAACGAGGCUCUGGAGGGACGGCAGAAUCCGAGAGCUCAGGGGGGCUGGAAACUUUGGAGCUUCUGUGAACAUGGGGGCGUCAGCAAGCCAGCUCUCUAAGGAGCAACUCACUGAGUAUCAGGAGCUGACAUUUUUAACAAAGCAGGACAUUCUGCAUGCUCAUCGGCUAUUCAAACAGCUGCUUUCAUCUGAACAGAUCGACUUACAAAACACACGAGUUCCAAAGAUGACGAUUUGUGAAAUGCCAGAGUUGAAGGCCAAUCCCUUCCGAGAGAGAAUCUGUUUCGUGUUUUCAACUUCGGCUGAAAGGGAUGGCAGCAUGUCCUUUGAGGACUUCCUGGACAUGCUCAGUGUGUUUAGUGAUUCUGCAACACCAGAGUUAAAGUCUCACUAUGCUUUUAAAAUCUUUGAUUUUGAUGGUGAUGGGACAUUGAAUAAGGAAGACCUGAAGAAACUGGUGAACUGUCUGACAGGAGGCACAGCCAACUCCCAGCUGACAGAAACAGACAUGAACCAGCUGAUCAACAAUAUUUUGGAAGAAUCUGACAUUGACAAGGAUGGGACAGUGAACCUCUCAGAAUUUCAGCAUGUCAUUUCCAGAUCACCAGACUUUGUCAGCUCAUUUCGGAUCGUCUUGUAACACGAUGAACACCUACAAAAGAAAAGAAUGUACAAAGCUCUGUGGCCUGUCGGAAAGGUCACGUUUCUCCUUCUCGCUGCUGUUCUUAAUUUUUUUUUGUCAACGUUCCUCACCAGAAUUACAACGAUCAGAGUAAUUGUUUCAAAUAUCUACCCGAUCAGUUAAUAAGUUGUUUUUAAUUUUGUAAUUAUUAAUAACCAACCUGUUAAUAUUUUUACUGUGCAAUAAAGGUAUUUUCUAUCUUCA
Hypanus sabinus (Atlantic stingray) is the source of this 1069-nucleotide messenger RNA. Its product is annotated as calcium and integrin-binding protein 1-like. Gene Ontology annotation, molecular function: calcium ion binding. Bases 254 to 823 code for a protein of 189 amino acids. The transcript is spliced from 8 exons. The record is from RefSeq and is a predicted model, not a curated record. NCBI's taxonomy places the organism in Eukaryota, Metazoa, Chordata, Chondrichthyes, Myliobatiformes, Dasyatidae.